Limulus polyphemus (Atlantic horseshoe crab) is the source of this 1224-nucleotide messenger RNA. Its product is annotated as NF-kappa-B inhibitor-interacting Ras-like protein 1. The coding region runs from base 131 to 733 and encodes 200 amino acids. The record is from RefSeq and is a predicted model, not a curated record. NCBI's taxonomy places the organism in Eukaryota, Metazoa, Arthropoda, Merostomata, Xiphosura, Limulidae. Gene Ontology annotation, molecular function: GTP binding; GTPase activity. The transcript has 9 exons. Gene Ontology annotation, biological process: canonical NF-kappaB signal transduction.
AGAGGGUGUAGCUGCAAUUAGGAUCACAGGUUUAUAAUAUUAGUAUUUAACUGUUCGAGCCAUUUGUGGAGUAUUGGUUUCCAAGUGGGUUUUUCGUUUUCAAAGUAGGAAAUAUUAUUGAACGAGAAGCAUGUUAAGAUCUGUACCAUCAGGAAAGACGAAUAAGGUGAUUGUGUGUGGCUUUCAAGGUUGUGGCAAAACAGCCAUUCUGGAGCAGCUUAUAUACGGAAACUGGAACUUAGAAAAGAAUAUCCACCCCACUAUAGAGGAUGUGUACAGUGCCAUCGUCGACAAUGACAGAGGUGGAAAAGAAAAGAUAUACUUCUAUGAUACUGCUGGUAUGAAACCCUCCCACUGUGAAAUCCCAAGGGCCUAUUUAACAGCUGCUGAUGGGUUCGUCUUGGUUUACGCUAUAAAUAAUGCCGAAUCCUUCAGUAUUUUGGAUCAAAUCAAGAAAGAUAUUGACAAAAACAAAGAUAAGAAGGAUGUGUCAAUGAUUGUAUUAGGCAACAAACUGGAUUUACAGAGAGACCGACAAGUGACCUUGGACACAGUAAAAAACUGGGCAUUGAAAGAGAAAGUGAAACACUAUGAAGUAAGUGCUGCGGAGAGAAGAACACUGUUGGAACCUUUUAUUUACCUGGCAUCAAAGAUGAACCCCCCACCAGGGAAAUCUGGAUUUCCCCAGUUGGGAAGAAAAGGAAAAGCAGGUAACAUCACCAUGGAGCUUUGAGUUGGGAUCUGGUAACAUCACCAUGGAGCUUUUCAGUUGGGCAUAAGAAGAUACACCGUUACUUGGAGACUGGUUACGUAACCUUAGAGCUAUUCACUCAAUUUUGUUACAAUGAAAAUAUAAAUACGAACUGGUUAGGUAUACAUAUGAUGAAUUUUGCUUUUAUUUAAAGUAUCUCUAAUUGAAUUGGAUAUUUUAUAUAAUUCUAUCAAAGCACGGUCUUAUUUAUUAUAUUCAAAUUAGUUAAGCUACUACUAUAGUAAUAGUGCCCAGGGUUUAUUGUUCCUUUCUAUUUAACAUCAACACACUCCCCCUAGUGAGAGAGUUGAGGUUUAUGGCAAGUUCCUUAUUAAAUCUAUUAGAUAUGAAGCCCAUUACAAAAGGCUUAACUAAUGGGUGAAAACUACCAAGAAUUUAGCAUGUUGUGCCAGGCUUAAGAACUCAACAGUGGCAUUUAAUAAAAAGGUAAGAAAACCAGAAUUUCAAAGUUA